UGCACAUUCAAUUCGUGCUAUCAUAACGAAAUAAUCGUUUCGAACUAAAAGCGAUCGCACCGCGUCGCAGAGUGGACGAAUUGCGAAAUAAGUUAACAUGUCGGGCCUAGUGGAAAAAAUUAAAGAUGGAUACCAUUUUAUGUUGCACGAAUUACCCAGUCCCGUAACCAAGGACUGGUUCCUAGUCGGCCGACCAUACCAGAUCAUCAGCAUAUUAGUUGUAUAUUUAAUCUUCUCAACACGACUGGGCCCUUGGUACAUGAGAAAUAAGAAAUCCUACGACUUGAAAACAGUGAUCAAAUAUUAUAAUUUAUUUCAAAUUUUGGCCUGUUUAUACCUUUUCUAUCAGGGCAUGGAUUAUCUUUUAGCGAAAGAAUUUUCAAUACUCUGUCAAGCUGUCGACGAUCCGAAAUCACAAAGGGCGUAUAAUAUAGCGUCUGCGGCGUGGUACUACUUCAUCAUCAAGGUGAUAGACCUCCUCGACACCGUGUUCUUCGUGUUGAGGAAGUCGGACAGACAGAUCACAUCGCUGCACCUGCACCACCACACACUCAUGCCCAUUGCAAGCUGGAUAGGAAUGACUUACUUCCCAGGUGGGCAAGCAGCUCUGAUGGCCACGCUGAACUCCCUGGUGCACGCCGUCAUGUACACGUACUACUACCUGGCGGGACUCGGAGACAACUACAAGAAGUAUUUGUGGUGGAAAAGACACGUUACAGAAAUGCAAUUGAUACAAUUUGUAAUUGUGGGAUUGCACGCACUAAACAGCUUGUUCUACGAAUGCGGUUACCCGACGUGGAUAAAAAUUGGAAUGAUCAUGUACGCCGGCAUAUUCAUAAACAUGUUCGGCCAAUUCUACUACAAUUGCUACAUAGUAAAAAAGCACCAAAAGACUGAAAAAGUUACGAAUGGAACAGAAAAAAUAAGUAAAGAAAAUCACGAAAACGGAGGAGAAGCAAAUGGGAAAAGCAAUGGAUUCAAAAAUGAGAAGGCAUCCAAUGGUGAAACUGUGACUAGUGUUUAUAAGAAUGGAAAGGACGCGCAAGCCAAAAUCAGCAAUGGACUUAGUAGUCAUUUGAAAACACAUUAAUGUAGUUGUUUAUACUUAAGUCUGAUGUAUAAGGUAAUGAAUGAACCCGAAUUUGUCCGGGUAGCGGAAAUUAGUUAAUUAUUAGAAUUACAAUUAUCUGAAACUUUUAACACCCGGCUAAGUCUCACAGUUUGGUAGUAUAAAGUCAAUACAGUUUGAAGGACUUUGACAUCUCAUUUAUUUACGAGUAUCAAGUCCUUACAAAAUAUAAUACUAUUAUAAAAUUCAAUCCUCCUGCUGCGGGAUAUUUGAGUGCCCAAGCAACCGGUGGUCAGGGCUCCAUAGUUAGGACCUUCCUCACAAUACGUGCCGUCUCAAGAAUCACUGCCUUCUGUAUCCGCCCUUUGAUCCAGCAGUCAGCUUAUGAGACAUUAUUAUUGUUUUAUGAGGUAUCAUCAUAGUAAUCUUAGUUGUGGACUUAGGAACUAUUUUUUUCCCGUAUCCUACUAAUAUUAUAAACGCGAAAGUUUGAAUGGAUGUAUGUUUGUUUGGAUGUUUUGUUAAUCUUUAACGCCGCUACUACUGAAGCGAUUUGGCGGAAAUUUGAAGUAGAGAUAGAUUAUAGCCUGGAUUAACACAUAGGCUAUUAUAUUUAUAUUAACACAUUUCUAGAAAAUUGCGGACGAAGUCGCGGGCGUUCGCUAUUUUUUAAUAAAUGGGAGUUUUAUUGGUUUAUUCACAAGCCGAAUUAUAAUCUCUACAGAGGACUUAAAAGAUUUAGUUGCAGGUAUAUUAGUGCCAGGAUUUUAUUGUGAUUUAGUGACCCUGAUUUUUGAUUUCAUGGAAAAUAGUGAGAUGUACAAUGAAAAUCGUUUACGCCCAAUAUUGCCGUAAAUAUUUUUGUAACGUUGAUCUGCUUGAGUCUGCCAAUCCACGUUGGGCCAGCAUGGUGGAUUAGCCUAACCCCUCUCAUUCUGAGUGGAUACUUGUGCUCAACAGUGAGCCGAAUAUGGAUUGUAAUGAUGAGGUCACUUUAUUUUGAUGUAGUUUUAAUCAAUGUUUGUAUAUGUGUUACAUAACUAUAAAAUGGUCUAUAUUGAAGCAUUGUGAAGAGUCUAGACUCUAAAUAAGGAGUGAGUCUCGCCCUUGUAAUGCGCGGCUAAACCAGACUGUUAAUUAUGAUGAUGAAAUAUUUUGUUAAAUAAAACAUUUAAACUUACUUUUAGCUUCAAUGUUUGAGCUUUUAAUCUCUGCACGAUUUAAUGACGAACAUAACGUGUGGGAAUUGUUAAAGGGAACGAAAAUAUUCGAAUUUUCGUUAUGUGGUCCCUCAGAUUGCUUAUGACGGCUAAUAUCCCCAUUCUGUUUCGAUGUGAAAUUGCAACCAAGCAACUUUUAUUGAAUAAUAGGCUAGUUGACACUUUUUUUUAAAUGGUCUUAAAUUGAUAUAUAACUUUCUACUAGAUUGAAAAAUAUUUUUUACAUAUUUUAUUUGAGACGUGAUUACGUGAUUUUAGUAUGUACUUGACAAUACGAUCCAAAACGCCAACCAUGACAGUCUAUAUUUCAACUGUUACACGACGACACUAUAAUCAAUCCCUUACAAUCGGAGCGUUUGACAAAAAUAUUAGUUAACAAUUAGUUUCACAUUUAGUACAUCAAGUGUAUCAGUGACGUCACAAAAUGGACAACAGUUUGAUGUUUGGAAAAUUUGAAAAAAUACGUGAUAUUUAAAUUAGGUUUUU
This is a messenger RNA of Bicyclus anynana (squinting bush brown), 2775 nucleotides long. RefSeq names its product elongation of very long chain fatty acids protein 7. Gene Ontology annotation, biological process: fatty acid elongation, saturated fatty acid; sphingolipid biosynthetic process; fatty acid elongation, polyunsaturated fatty acid. The coding region runs from base 98 to 1090 and encodes 330 amino acids. Gene Ontology annotation, molecular function: fatty acid elongase activity. The transcript is spliced from 6 exons. The record is from RefSeq and is a predicted model, not a curated record. Lineage: Eukaryota; Metazoa; Arthropoda; Insecta; Lepidoptera; Nymphalidae. Gene Ontology annotation, cellular component: endoplasmic reticulum membrane.